Pseudogymnoascus destructans is the source of this 1225-nucleotide messenger RNA. It is a transcript of the gene TCA8, whose product is annotated as Succinate--CoA ligase [ADP-forming] subunit alpha, mitochondrial. Gene Ontology annotation, molecular function: succinate-CoA ligase (ADP-forming) activity; succinate-CoA ligase (GDP-forming) activity. Lineage: Eukaryota; Fungi; Ascomycota; Leotiomycetes; Thelebolales; Thelebolaceae. Gene Ontology annotation, cellular component: succinate-CoA ligase complex (ADP-forming); mitochondrion. The record is from RefSeq and is a predicted model, not a curated record. The coding region runs from base 61 to 1044 and encodes 327 amino acids. Gene Ontology annotation, biological process: tricarboxylic acid cycle. The transcript has 7 exons.
GCAGUAUAAAAUUAUACCUCACAUUCCUCAAUCUAUCCAUCCCCAACUGUCGUCGACAAGAUGCAGGCCCUUACACGUUGUUCAAAGCCGGCGCUCCGUGCGGCGACUCGGAGGCAAGCUUACACCACGUCGCCUUACGCCUCGACCAUAAACAACCUCAAGAUCAACAAGGACACCCGUGUUUUGUAUCAGGGCUUCACUGGCAAGCAGGGAACGUUCCAUGCCCAGCAAGCAAUUGAGUACGGCACGAACGUUAUCGGAGGAACAAACCCCAAGAAGGCUGGCCAAACGCAUCUUGGACUACCCGUUUUUGCGACCGUUGAGCAGGCUGUGAGGGAGGCUGGCGCAACCGCAUCUGCUAUCUUUGUCCCACCACCUGUCGCCGCUGCUGGUAUCGAGGAGGCCAUUGCCGCCGAGAUUCCGUUGGUAGUAUGCAUUACCGAGGGAAUUCCCCAGCAUGACAUGGUCCGCAUUACCGACAUCCUGAAGACUCAAUCUAAGACCCGUCUCGUUGGCCCCAACUGCCCCGGUAUCAUUGCCCCUGGACAAUGCAAGAUUGGCAUCAUGCCUGGAUUCAUCCACAAGCGCGGCCGCAUUGGAAUUGUCUCCCGCUCAGGAACUCUUACCUACGAGGCUGUUAACCAGACCACCCAGGCUGGUCUUGGCCAGUCUUUGGUUGUCGGCAUUGGUGGCGACCCAUUCUCCGGCACAAACUUCAUCGACUGCUUGAGAGUGUUCUUGGAAGAUGAGGAGACUGAUGGUAUCAUCAUGAUUGGUGAGAUCGGUGGAUCUGCUGAGGAGGAGGCUGCGGAUUUUUUGCGCGAGUACAACACUGCCAACAAGCCAGUCGUCAGCUUCAUCGCUGGUAUCUCUGCCCCACCCGGACGCAGAAUGGGCCACGCGGGUGCCAUUGUUAGCGGCGGACGAGGCGGCGCAGACUCCAAGAUCGCCGCAUUAGAGGCUGCUGGCGUCAUCGUCGAGAGAUCCCCGGCGAUGUUGGGCAAGACCCUGCACGCGGAGUUUGUGAGACGCGACUUGGUUUAAGGUAUUGCUACGAUUAGACUUGUGAAUUAGAGAGCCAUUAAUACGGGCUUUGACGAGAUGUGGUCGACUUUAUUUGGUCAAUAAAAUCUCCUGUACACCUAUCAAUUACUCUUCGUCCGUUGGUUGGAAGUAUGAUACUCUUUGCCAUUGAUAUAUAUUUCAGAAUAAAUGCCUUGCCUAA